AUGAUUCGAACUCUUGUAUCCAAACCCAUUCCUGGUAAACCAGAAUUCGAGGAGUUGCUGGAUCAGUUAACUGCACCAGUGUACGAUGUGCCUAAUUUAUCCCGUCAGGCGUUCCAGUCCAUCUCUGCCGCCACUGGAGUGGUUGCAGCUGCCAGUGGGGAUAUCGAAAAGGCUCGCUCAUUAGCGGAUAAACUCGCUGAUCAGUUACGAAAUGAAAAAUCCACAGAUUCGAUUCGUCUAUUUAGCGUACAUGCUCUUGGAGAAUUGGGCCGCCGCUGUCCACGUGUAUAUGAAAACUCUCACCUUGAGCCUGAAAAGCUGAUCAUACCCGCAUUCAAUUCCAACUCGGAAGAUCUAAAAGCUGCCGCUGCGCAGGCGCUCGGUGCCCUUGCUGUUGGUAAUCACGCACGCUUUCUUCCUUUCAUCCUAAAUGAAAUCCAAACGCAACCGAAAAGACAAUAUCUGCUUUUACAUGCAUUAAAGGAGGUGAUUGGACACGAAUCUACCAAUAUUGUGCCAAUUGAAGUAUUUCGAUCACGCAUCAGUGAAAUAUGGCCGGUAUUAGUCGCCCAUGCGGAUGGUAAUGAGGAGGGGACAAGGUAAGC
Molecule: messenger RNA, 605 nt
Organism: Strongylus vulgaris
Lineage: Eukaryota; Metazoa; Nematoda; Chromadorea; Rhabditida; Strongylidae
Source: the annotation of a GenBank genome assembly